GAACUAGGAAAUUGACGAGGAGUGUAAAUUUUUUUUCUGUUGUGUUAAAGGAUAUGCAAAAUUAAAUACAGACUCAUAAUAGCUAAUAUUUUGACUUAUAUGUGCAAUAUAAUUUUCCGAUGAAUAGUGUGCACCUGAUCACCCUCCGAUAUAGGUGGCUCCGCCCAUGCUCUUGUGUCUCUUGCUAGCACAUCCCAAUUCGGAAGUGGAGACGAGACAAUCAGUUUGAAAUGUAACUUGUGAAAUUUGUUUUUCUGUUUUGGACUACGUUCGUUCGGUCUUAUUCAAAACGUCUUAUAUAGUUACAUUAUUAAAGGAUCUUACACCUUAUAUGUAGUUUUUAAAUUUUUUUCAUCUGUCAAUGUAAAAUUUUUAUUCACACGCCCAACAAAACAUUAUAGGGAUUUUUUUUUCCCACUAUACUAAACCUACCCUAAUUAAGUUCUCUUUCUUUUUCACACAAUUGAAUACAUUCCAUUUUAUCAUGGUUAAGGAUAGCAUAUGAAGAAUAAAUAGAGGAAAAAAAAAAAUAAAAAAAAACAUGCCACGUGUCAUCUCGUCAUCCAUUCAACCCAAAAUCUUGUCUAAAUUCUCAAUUGGUUGUCUCAAUACCAAUUGGCAAUAUCAUACACCACAUAUGUCAUUUUUAAACCCAAACUAUAUCCAUAUGUACUCCUCCUACUUCCAUAACAUAAUACACAACUCCAAAACACACACACACACACACAUCUUUCACCUUGAAACAAUUCAACCAUGGGUUGUGCCUCAUCUAAAAGAAUAGAGGCCGCCGUCGACGUCUACCGUCCACCGCCGACUAGUUUUGCAGUCUUCGAUAUCAACUCCAUUGAAGAACCAUGGCUAAAAGGGGGUAAUAAUAACAAGAUGGAAGAAGGUGAGUUGGAUCAAGACGAGCCAGAGGAAAAUGAGAAGCCAACAAAAGUAGCACAACCAAUUCUUGAAAAACUCAACUCAUCUAUUGAUGAUGCUCCUAAAUCUUGGGAUGAAGUUAGCAAAGCCUUAGAAGAUUUAAAACCUACUUUACAAAAUCCACCACCUCAAAAAUCACCUAAAAAAACCCUCCUUGCCCUACCGGCGCUGCCUCCUCCUCCCUCCGUGGAGGAGGAAGAAGGCGGCGCCUCCCCAAAAAGGAAAAUUCCAAGAAAGAGUUUUUCCUUUCAUACCCUUGAAGAACUUGAAUACAAAUUGUCAUCUAAAGAUUCAAAAAAACCAAAUGAAGUCAAGAAAAAAGAGUCCAUGAUGCAGUUUACUGAUGAGGAAAAUAAAAGAUUUCAAAAGUUUAGUAAUAAAACAGUGAAAAAAAAUGAGUCACAAAUUGUGGUUCAUAAUGGGGAUGUGGCACAAUCUCAACAAGGGUACAAGCCAGUGAAAGAGAAUAUAUUUUUGUUGAGGGACAAAAUGGAGAGGGAAAAAGAAGGGAAAGUUCCAAUGUUUAUUAAGUUUAAUCCUUUACAUGACUACCCCGAAAAGUGUCCGCCACGUGGCGAUGACUCAUUGGUUGUCUACACGACGUCGCUAGGUGGCGUGCGUCGCACGUUCGAGGAUUGUAACAAAGUGAGGUUAAUUUUGGAAUCUCAUAGGGUGGUUUUCGACGAGCGUGAUGUGUCGCUGCAUGGCGAGUUUCGUCAGGAGCUGAAGGAGUUGCUCGGAGAGGGAGAGGACGCGAGUGUCCCAAGGUUGUUCGUGAAGGGGAGGUACAUUGGUGGUGUGGAGGAAGUGGUGAAUCUGAACGAGACAAAGCGACUCGGGAGGAUAUUGAAUUAUGCCAGAGUGGAGAGGGGUCCAGGGAGGUUAGGGUGUGAGGGUUGUGGGGGUGCUAGGUUUGUGCCAUGUUUUGAUUGUGGAGGGAGUUGCAAAGUGGUGAAUGGAGAUGCUAAGGAGAGAUGUCCUCAAUGUAAUGAGAAUGGUUUGAUUCAUUGCCCUAUUUGCGAUUGAAUAAUUGUAUACUUAAAAAGAUUUUAAAUCAGUAAUGAUACGUUGCUACUUUGUUAAGUCGUGUAGGUGCUUGAUUUCUUAACAUGCAUGUAUGCAAUACGUUUUUGUAAUUGAGUUGUGUAUUACUUCUUUUUUCUUGGUUUGGGAAUUUAGUGAUAAAAAUGUAAAGUUUUCAAUUGAAUGAUUUGUGGUUUCUAUUA
Messenger RNA from Capsicum annuum, 2153 nucleotides. RefSeq lists its product as uncharacterized. Bases 754 to 1953 code for a protein of 399 amino acids. The record is from RefSeq and is a predicted model, not a curated record. NCBI's taxonomy places the organism in Eukaryota, Viridiplantae, Streptophyta, Magnoliopsida, Solanales, Solanaceae. The transcript is spliced from 2 exons.